UUUUUUACUUUUUUAUUUAUACAAAUUUUCUAACAAACAAACAAAAAAGCGAAAAAUCUCCCAGGUACUAAAAAAAUAUAUAAAAUUGUGUGAAGUGAAGUGAUAAUAAUAAAAACGUAAAAAUGAAUGCACGGUCUCAAGUUUUUGAGUUGACAAUGGAAGGUCGUCAAGUGGACGAAGCCGUUGCGAGUAUAUUCCAUACAGUGUUAUUUCAUCGAUCGUUAGGUAAAUUUAUAUAUAAUGCGGAGGGUAGUUAUUCGGUUGGUACAGUGGGUUAUACAGAUGUUGACUGUGAUUUUAUUGACUUUACUUACGUUUGUUGUACAUCAAGUACUUUAGAUCGUACUCUUAAACGUGAAAUAUCUGGAUUCUCAGAAUUAUUACGUGGUAACGAAGGUAGUGGUACCGGACAAAUUAGUUUAGAGUUCUUUCAAAAGAAACGUAAUCGUUGGCCGUUUCAACCAGAAUGUAUACCUUGGGAAGUGUGGACUGUACGCUUAGAAUUAAUUAAUUUAAAUAGUGAGGACGAACGACAAGUUUGCAGGGAAAAAGUGGGAGAAAUGUUAACUGAUAAAAUCUUAUAUAUAACAGAGAUUAUGAAUCGGCAUGAUUAUGUACCAAAAAUGCCAAACCAAUCAGAGUUGGAAUUAAUAUUCGAUACUUCGUAUGCGGAUGUACAGCCUUAUUUAUUUAAAUUUAAUUAUAGCACGGCAGGGCCGUCAAGUACAUCUGUUGGUUCGACAAUGAAAAAAUUAAUACGUGAAACUUUAGCACUAUAGCAAAGUUAUUAAAAAAACACGAUUUCAAAAAAUAAUAUAACAAUUUUUAAAUGUCCGUCCGUGU
Messenger RNA from Chrysoperla carnea, 843 nucleotides. It is a transcript of the gene Atg101, whose product is annotated as autophagy-related protein 101. The coding region runs from base 123 to 779 and encodes 218 amino acids. NCBI's taxonomy places the organism in Eukaryota, Metazoa, Arthropoda, Insecta, Neuroptera, Chrysopidae. Gene Ontology annotation, biological process: autophagosome assembly; autophagy. The transcript has a single exon. The record is from RefSeq and is a predicted model, not a curated record. Gene Ontology annotation, cellular component: phagophore assembly site.